CUUAUUUUAUUUUGAAUUUUACUUAUUUGUCAACCAAAACUUACAUAACAACCCUUACAAAAUCUUAAAUGGGUUUGCAAAAAAUUGUUUGUAUCGUAGCGAUUGUUUUGUUGGCCCACGGAAGCGUGACAGAAGCACAGCGUACGUCUUUGAAGCUGCAACAAAAUGAAAAUGCAUCCGUGAAACAGCCCCUGAUUAGGCCCAAAGUUUUGAAUGAUUCGGAUUACCAAUUUUUGGUUACCGGUGGUUAUCGGCCUGAGUCUAACCAUCUGAUCAAGUACGUAGUGUCCUUGCGGGCGUACAAAGAGAAAAGCUUCUUUGGAGAUAACCACGCAUGCGGAGGUGCGAUAAUUUCGAAGCGUGCCGUCCUGACAGCAGCCCACUGUUUAUUUAAUGAUCUUAGAAAGCUUAAGGCGUCGGAGAUCGUAGUCGUAGCCGGAACGCCGAAAAGACUGGUAAAGACGGAUAGCACGCAGAGCAUGAAGGUGAAACGUAUUAGGGCACACCCCAGGUAUAAGCCGCUGAGGAGCCACAAGUACGAUGUAGGUAUUGUGAUAAUGGAAAAAGAUCUGUCUAUUGGGAACACUGUAGGUACCAUACCUAUCGCCAAAGAGAAGCCGGAGGCAGGACUAAAUUGCACCGUCGUUGGCUGGGGAACAAUUUUACAGUUUGGACCGCUUCCCGACGAGGCCCUGAAUGCGGACAUGCAAAUCCAUUCAGAAAGGUAUUGCAAGACUCUGGAAGGCUUUAAGGAUGGCAUGAUCUGUGCCUCUAAUCCAAAAAAUUACGAGGUGGAUAGCUGCCAAGGUGACUCUGGUGGUCCGCUAAUCUGCGACGAAAAGGUUUACGGCAUCGUUUCCUUUGGCCGUGGUUGCGGGGAGCCCCACAAUGCUGGCAUCUAUACUGACGUGUACCACUAUCGUGAUUGGAUCGACAAGAACUCUUGUCCCGUGGCUAUGUCGCUAUCCUUAGUUCAGCUACUAUUGAUAAUCCCCUUUCACCUGGUGUACAUAGCUUUAUUGGCUAUGUAAUUUUGUCAACCCAGUGACCUUCGACCUCAAAAGUUUUUUAUAUCCCUUAUCCAGUGUAUUAUGAUUUCGUAUUAUAUGAAAACAAGACAUUGCACCAAGA
Drosophila ananassae is the source of this 1131-nucleotide messenger RNA. RefSeq names its product trypsin epsilon. Lineage: Eukaryota; Metazoa; Arthropoda; Insecta; Diptera; Drosophilidae. The transcript is spliced from 3 exons. Bases 69 to 1031 code for a protein of 320 amino acids. Gene Ontology annotation, biological process: proteolysis. Gene Ontology annotation, molecular function: serine-type endopeptidase activity. The record is from RefSeq and is a predicted model, not a curated record.